Messenger RNA from Hibiscus syriacus, 1652 nucleotides. RefSeq names its product zinc finger protein-like 1 homolog. The record is from RefSeq and is a predicted model, not a curated record. Gene Ontology annotation, cellular component: Golgi apparatus. The coding region runs from base 120 to 1163 and encodes 347 amino acids. NCBI's taxonomy places the organism in Eukaryota, Viridiplantae, Streptophyta, Magnoliopsida, Malvales, Malvaceae. The transcript is spliced from 9 exons.
AAAUCAUCAACUACAUGUUUUUUGCUCGCCUUCAUCAAUUUCUAAAAUCCGAAGCUCUGUACAAAACGAGAUCGAACCCCAAGUAAUUGAGAUACCUUUCUUGCUUACUGCUCUAUGCAAUGGUGGUCUGCAAAUGCCGCAAGGCGACAAAAUUAUAUUGUUUCGUGCACAAGGUUCCUGUAUGUGGGGAAUGCAUCUGCUUUCCCGAGCACCAAAUAUGCGUUAUACGUACUUACUCAGAGUGGGUAAUAGAUGGAGACUAUGAAUGGCCUCCCAAAUGUUGCAAAUGCCAAGCUGUGCUUGAGGAGGGGGAUGACUCUGUAACCACUCGAUUGGGUUGCUUACAUGUCAUACAUACAAAUUGCUUGGUUUCACAUAUCAAAAGUUUUCCUCCGCACACUGCACCUGCUGGAUAUUCAUGUCCUUCAUGUUCAACAUCUAUAUGGCCUCCCAAGAAUGUUAAAGAUUCAGCAUCUUGUCUUCAUUCACAGCUGAAGGAGGCUAUCAUGCAGACUGGCAUGGAGAAGAAUUUGUUUGGAAAUCAUCCCAUUUCUUUGCCUACAACAGAACCCCGUGUUCCCCCACCUGCAUUUGCUUCAGAUCCAUUGAUAAAUGUAACCGGAGGAAGAGAUUAUGAUGGGAAUUCAACACCAUCUGUUGCAAAAGAUGAAGGAUACUCAGCUGAUGCAGGACCUUCGAAACUUGCAGUAACAGAAAUAAUGGAGAUAGACAGUCCUAAUUCAGCUGGGACUUACAUAAAAGCUCCGAGUCCUGUUGCUCCUGUGGCUACAACACGGAAGAGUACAUCUCAUGUUGAUCGGCAAAACUCUGAAAUCUCAUAUUAUACAGACGAUGAAGAUGGAAACCGUAAAAAGUAUUCUCGUAGGGGACCACUUCAUCUCAAGUUUCUCAGAGCAUUAAUUCCCUUCUGGUCAAGUGCGUUACCAACUCUCCCGGUGACUGCACCUCUACAUAAAGACUCACCAAAUGUAGAUGAUGGUAGAGAAGGUCGUUCGAAGCACCAAAGAUCAACACGGAUGGAUCCAAGAAAAAUUCUUCUUGUCAUAGCAAUCGUGGCCUGCAUGGCUACCAUGAGUAUUCUCUACUACAGAAUUUCACAAAGGGCUCUCGGUGACGAAGUGGGCAAUGAUGAGCAGCAGUAGUAAUCGAUCGAUAAACUGUGAUGAAAUUGGUGAGACCUUAUAUUCACAUGCUUGUGCAAAUCCUGUUGGUUAGUGCUACAACCGCCGUUUUCUCUGCUCAACGUCUCCCUUCCGGUCCUCCCCUCGGUCACAUUAUCUGGCGGAAGAAACAAGUAAUAUUACAAAGAAACUCAUUACCCAUCAAUCAUCAUCCACCCCACAUCUUUCUUCUUAAAUAUCAAUCCAGAUGCAGUGAGAACUAAAUGUUAGUUUUUUCUCGGCCAUCUUUCGACUUUAUUUUUCGAUUUGCACCCCUGUUGUGUGGUUGAAAUGAAUGACAUUUUAGAGGCACAAACAUGUUUUGUUGAAAGUGGGUUGAUUUCCUUCUUAGUAUUUGGUUCAGUUCAUAAAUUGCUUAAACCAAAUUCCCCUUUCUUCUCAGCAAAAGAAAAGGUCAUAAGAUGGACACAAAUAAAGCCACAUGUGGAGUCCGACUUGUUUGUGUUCCAC